UCAAUAAAUACAUAUUUUCAACUGAGUGACCCCACUUGGGGCACAAGGAUACCAGGUGCCGCACUCUUGGACAAUGCCUUGCAGUUUGCCUAGGCUGCAUAGCCCAGUAGCUUCGCCACAACAAUCGACAAAGCCCAACCUGAGACUGGUAAAUACAGACUCUCAUCAUCUUAGGGUCAUCUAUCGACUCAAUCCUCAAACCUACACCAAACCUUCCCCAGCAUGAGGCUAAUUUGUGCUCGAACCGUUGUUCAAGACGGCACCAUCUCCUUCGAGGAGUUCUACAGCAACAUCACUCCCAAUUAUGCGAUUCUUUCACACACUUGGUCACAUCUCCAAGAGGUCACAUACGCGGAAUGCAACUCCUCCUCCUCUAAAUCGAAGCUCGGGCACUACAAGAUCCAUAACGCAUGCAUUCUAGCUCUGAGGGACGGCAUAGAGUACGUCUGGGUUGAUACAUGCUGCAUAGACAAGUCUAGCAGCGCCGAGCUGACGGAAGCUAUCAACUCUAUGUUUGCGUGGUAUCAGAAUGCAACGAUUUGCUUUGUGUAUCUCUCAGAUCUUGCCGAUAUUGGCUCAUUAGAGUCCUGUCGAUGGUUCCGUCGCGGAUGGACAUUGCAGGAGCUCAUAGCACCACGAUACAUGAAAUUCUUUGACCAGACGUGGAAUUAUAUUGGAAGUAAGGGUACCCUUGCAACGCGUCUUUCGGAGAUCACGUCAAUCGAUAUCGAUGUUCUGAACCACAAAGCGCCCCUGUCUUCCGUAUGCGUCGCGAAGAGAUUUUCCUGGGCAGCUAACCGCGAAACUACUCGGUCCGAAGACAGUGCUUAUUGCCUACUUGGGAUAUUCAAUAUCAACAUGCCGUUGCUCUAUGGGGAGGGCCAGGGGGCAUUUCGUCGUCUACAGGAAGAAAUCGUUCAGUCAGUUUACGAUUUGAGCCUCCUCGCGUGGACACCGUCUGAAAGCAUGAGCGGCGACUUCUGCGGCUUUUUCGCUGAGUCUGUCAAGGAUUUUAGCUCAUGUUCAAGCGUGUACUCUGUAACAGACUUCCAAUUUGAUGAGGGCGAAAUGGAGGUCACAAACAAAGGGCUGAAGCUCAGGACGCCAGAGUAUAUACUGGCCUACGAUGGUUUCAGAUACCGAUAUGCCCUGAAACUGAACUGCAUGGUUCCAGGGCACUCUGAAGACUUUUUGACGGUACCGAUGCGCAAGCUUGGGCCCAACACAUUUAUAAGAGCGCGGGCUAUGGAUGAAGUUGCCUCAUUCGAUCUUCAGCCUGUGCUUUUUGAGGAGAAUGAAUUACACACCAUCACCCUUCUCACGAAAUUGCCAACCGCGAGUGUUCCCCGGGGACUGAACAUCGUCUCAUCCAGCCGCCACACGCUGGUUCAGAUCGAGCUGCCACCGCAAAUCCCGCAGGAUGGGACACACGAGAGUCCUCUUAAGUGUUGGGAUGUAGAAGACUGCGCUUUCUUCGGGAAUCAAGGUUCUCUGCAGAAUUGGGGUGCUAUGAAAUUUGGAAAACAGCUCAUGUUCCUUUGCUUCUGGCGUCGAUUGCUCAACCUAGACUGGACGUUCGAGGGGACGCUACUUACGACAGCGGACAAGGGUUUUGACGACCUUAGUAGGCAUCUAUUCUUGUUUGCAGAAGAAUUUGGCUAUCAGGCACCGACUGUUGCUGAUCUGUACAAUGAUUUGUGUUGUGGGCGGGAACAUAUCACUUCCGUGCGAAGCAAGGUUGAAAAUAAGUGGAACAGAAUUUGGUUCAACACGCAACGUGUCGAUGAUCUAAGUAUGUGUAGUGGUCCUCGGUGGAGAGUCCAAAUUUUUAUGAGUCAAGGUUGAAGUUUAACCUCCCAGUUAGGCUACGUUGUUACAUAGAUGCUCUCCUAUUCAGAGGUUUUCACAUCACUCUUACAACCACAGGGCGAUUCAAUAUACAAACCUAUCAUAGUCAGCAGAUUGAGGCACUAAGUUAUCCAAUCCUGUGCCUAUUGGCUUUUUCCCGUCAGACAUCCAACCUCCCCUCGAUUUGCGGACGUUUGGUUACCACGACCAACGACCCUCAACACCUUCCGGGCCUAUCAAUUCC
Molecule: messenger RNA, 2092 nt
Organism: Ilyonectria robusta
Lineage: Eukaryota; Fungi; Ascomycota; Sordariomycetes; Hypocreales; Nectriaceae
Product: heterokaryon incompatibility protein-domain-containing protein
Exons: 1
Coding region: 223-1845 (540 amino acids)
Source: RefSeq, a predicted model, not a curated record